ACAAAAUGACAUCAGUAAUAAGCAGAGAUUUUACUGUCAGAAAUAAAUUAAAGUAAAAUGUUCAAGCGUGUACGCUAUACAGCAAUAAUUACUUAAUAUUGUGAUUAGUUAAAUAGAUAUAUUAAGUGGUGUUUCCAUAAUGAGCCUUAUUUAUAUUUAAACAUCUAACAGUUCUAGUGAAGUGCAUUUGAUGAAUUUAGUGUAGUGUAAUUGUAAAAUACAAAUAAAAAUGGAUGUCGUCGGCAGCGAAAUUGGGCAGAAAAUGCGGUCAGCCAUCAAGGCCAAGCUGACUGAGUUGGGGUGCUAUGUUGACGAUGAAUUACCUGACUAUGUGAUGGUGAUGGUUGCCAACAAGCGCACUCGAGCGCAGAUGGAAGAUGAUCUGCAGUUGUUCCUGGGUGACAACACUGAGCUGUUCGUCAACUGGCUACACCAAGUAUUAAAGAAGCUGCAGGAAGUUACUGUAGCCACUCCUCUCAAAACAGCUGAACGUGAAAAAAGCAAAGAGAGAUCGGAUUCGAAAGAGAGAAAAAGUAAAGAAAAGAAAACUAAAGAGAAACAAAAGAAAAGUGAUGUGAAAAAGUCAAAGAAAAAAGAUAAAGAAAAGCUUUUUCGUAAGAAGGAUGACAAGAAAAUUCACAAGACUAAGAAGAAGAGUAAACAUCACGAUAUAAUUCGUCCGAACAUACCACCAUUGCUUAUGAACAUGGAGAAGGAAUCUGAACCUUCGAUCACAGAUGUGUUUGCUGGCCAAAUACUUAAAAACCAUGGAAUUACUCUUGAAGUAACUCAAGAAGAAUCAAAGCCGGAGAAAAAGCCUGUUGUAGUGGAACCUAAAAGGCCAAUUCUACCUAUAAUAGACCCUGCAACAAUAUCAUCACAACCAGAACAAUUAGAGACAGAAGAAGAUUCUAGAAGAAAUAGUCUAUCAUCCCUCGGUGCCCCAAAAGAAGAUCAAAUUAAAGAGAUAAACCAAAUUGAAGCUAAGAUACAAGGGUUAAAGCAGAAAUUGGCGGAGCAACUAGAUUCAAUGUCAGACGAUGAAGACUUCUUGAAUAUAAGGACGGAAGCUGAAGAGUUGAUGAAUGAUUUUGCUGAAGAUGUGUUUCAGGAAAUAUCACAACAGGCGCCACAGGUUCCAGCCCCAGUCACAGUAACUCCACCAAUGGAGCAGUCCAAAUCUCCUAGUCCCCCACCUCUCCCUAAACCCACAGAGCCCCCAAAAGAGCUCCCUAAGGACCCCAUAGAGACGUUACCACAUAUAGAACUAAAACUCCCUAAAAGACCUGUAAGGGACAGGUUAGGGAUCCGAGAAGAACCUAAAAAGCCAGAAGUGAAGGAAAAAGAAGCGAAAAGGACAGAGAGCCCCGAAAGAUUUACACCUGAACGCGAGCCAAACUUCUGGCCCCCAAAUAAAUCAGCCAAGAGUCGGCUCGGGGAACAUCCAGAUGCUUCCAAAAGAAGUUCUGUACCCGAGGAGAAAGUGGUAGAAAAACCAGAACCACCACCUAAAAAAUUGACAUCAAAGGUAUCAGUGUUAGAGAACCGUCCUAGUCGUGCAAGUUGCGCCAGUGUGGUGCGAGUGAGGCCACGACCUCGAGUGUCCACGCCAGCCAACAGUUUGCUACUCAGGGCUGUUGCUGAUGCUCACAAAAGCUUGCUCAAUGCACCACCAAAAGUUGAAACAGAGCCACAGAUCAAACGCGCGCUAGUGCUGCCGAUGCGGCGAUGUGUGGAAGCUCAGAAGAUAGUCAUACAAGUACCUGCAGACACAUCACAGGUGGACGACCGAGGUGACAGUAUUAGUCUUGGGGACAACGACAGCGAAGAUGAAAAGAGUUCCAAAGUAGCGAGUGAUGUAGAUAGAGAAGAAUACAUACCGGCUCCCAUCACGAAGAAGAUUGUCAACAGCGAGUACACGCCCUCAAAGAGGAAUGAAGGCAGGACUGCUAGUAGGAAGGACGACACUCUCAUUAUAGAGACCAUCAACAUACACAACCCUUCUGUGGACAAAGACAAGAACACACAAUUCAUAGUCACAAUGGAUGGUUACCAUCCAAACGCAUUUCUAGCAAAGAAACUACUCACAGAAGGAUUACUAAGCGAAGAAGAUGAAAUCAAAAAACUAGAAUCAUCAGAUACUGUAAAAACUCCAGAGAUUAAGGAAACCAAAGCAGUAGAAGAAGAAAAAAAAGAGGCACCACAGAAGAAAAGACUUAGUAAUUCUAGUGCGGAGAGUGAAACUCAAGUUAUUAUUAAAAAAGAAGAUAAAGUUGAGAAGAGAAAGAGUACAGAAGUAUUAAAGCUUGACCCUGUACCUGUUAAGAAGAGAAGAGCGUCUCCUAUAGUGUUUGAUGUCGAUAAGAAGAAGGAAGAGAAAGAGCCGGAGAGAGUUAGAGAGAGAACAGAGAGUGCGAGCAGUGACCAACAUGUUACUGUUGCAACUGUCACUAAUACACAUAAAUAUGAUUCUGUGCCACCUUUAAGUGCAGCUGAGCGCAAGUUAGUAUGGUGUCGUUCGUUCCCGCUGUGUCGGUACGGCAGCGCGUGCGCGUUCGCCCACCCGCGCUGCAAGUUCGCGGCCGCCUGCACGCGCCGCAACUGUGUCUACUCACACGCGCACAACGCGCUCACCCCACCCACUACACCUGUGUCGCCUGUUAUCGCAUCACACGUGGUCCCAGCAGCAAACUACAAGACGAUAUCAGCAGUAGUCCCGAAUAUGUGCAAGUUCUACCCAAACUGUGUGAAUCCUACGUGUCACUACUACCACCCAAAACCCUGCCGCUACGGCAAGGCGUGUGUCAACAAAUUAGAAUGCAAUUUUUAUCACGCAGAUGUUCCUGCGAAAUGGAGAUACCCUGUGUAAAAUAUAUUGUCUGAUUAAUAUAAAUUA
This is a messenger RNA of Spodoptera frugiperda (fall armyworm), 2896 nucleotides long. RefSeq names its product zinc finger CCCH domain-containing protein 14 (gene Nab2). The record is from RefSeq and is a predicted model, not a curated record. The transcript has 12 exons. Lineage: Eukaryota; Metazoa; Arthropoda; Insecta; Lepidoptera; Noctuidae. Gene Ontology annotation, molecular function: poly(A) binding. Gene Ontology annotation, biological process: regulation of mRNA stability. The coding region runs from base 230 to 2869 and encodes 879 amino acids. Gene Ontology annotation, cellular component: nucleus; cytoplasm.